AUGAUCGAGGGCGCGGGCCGGGCGCCCCGCCGGCGCGGCGCCGCGACCCCGCGUUCCGCGAGCGGCGCGGCACAGCCGGCGCCAGGGGCACCAGCCGUGGUGCGGCGGCAGCUGGAGCGGCUGCACCAGCUGCAGUGGCUGCACAUCCCAAAAACAGGCACCAGCUUCAUCGCGACCAUCUGGAACUACGCGUGCGGGCAGGAGGGCCUUCCCUUGGACCUCUACGUCGACGCCUGGUAUACCGCGGCAUGCGGUAAUUGUUACGACUUCGCCGUUAUGGACCGGUAUCCAAAGAGGAUAUAUUGCGAUCCUGGGGUUUUGUCAUCCCGGUUCCAGACUCAGCACCGACCCCUUGAGCAGGAAUGGUUCUCUGCCGACAAUGUCGUCGGUUUUUUUAGAAGGCCAUCCCAGAGGCUCAUUUCGGGGCACCGAGACAAGCUCCACGCCUCGGGCUUCACGGAGCGGGUCAAGAAGCGGCUGGUAGAGUCGUGCAUGACACGCGGCGCAGGUUGUUAUGCCAGAUUCCCAGGCAUUGCAGGCUGCUCCGCAAGGAUGCUGGCGGGCAGCACCUGCGCGGACGCCUCGGCAAUUGACGAUCCGCGAUGGGACCACGGCCAGAGCUACGUGGAUACCGCCGUCACGAACGUUGCAAGGCUUCAGUUCGUCGGCGUGACGGAGGACUGGGACGAGAGCGUCUGCCUGUUCCAUCGCAUGUUCGGUGGCAGGGUCAACCCAGCGGAGUUCAAGGACUUCCAUUCGCACCCCGGGAAGCACGGGGACUAUGACGAGGCGGAACUCGACGGCUUCGUCGACGCCGCCGAUGAGCUCGUCUACGCGGCCGCCGCGCGGCGGCACUCGGCGCUGCGGGCCCGGUACGUGGACGGCGAGUCCGCGUGCGAGGGCAUCGUGGCUCGCGCGGGCGCGGACGGCGGCGGCGCCUCCCGGGCGGACGCGCUCUCCUGCGGCGCCCGGGGCGUGCAGUGCGGUCACCUGGAGGGCCUGCUGGACUGCGGCGAGUGCCCGCGGCACCGGGCGCCGCCCGGCACCGCGCCCGCCUGCACCGCGGGCGGGGUCUGCACCGUGGAGGGCAGGAACAUGUCGGAGCGCUUUGCGUGGUACGUCGACUGA
Prorocentrum cordatum is the source of this 1128-nucleotide messenger RNA. Lineage: Eukaryota; Dinophyceae; Prorocentrales; Prorocentraceae. The record is from the annotation of a GenBank genome assembly.